AUGGAGCGCGGGCUCGACGAGAUCGAGAACUCCACGCAGCCCGCCGGCACGGCCGCCUCCGCGGCGCUGACCCACGCUCCCACCGUCAUCCUCGCGCAGAACGGGGGCGAAACGCUCGAAGAGCCCGACGACGCCCCCGCCGCGCCGAGCGUGACCUACACCGCGGACGAUUUCCCGGACGGCGCCGAGGCGCGCCGGCUCUACAGCCUCGCGCUGCUCCUCAACGCCCGAGCCAACCCCGGCCCGGACGGCACGCCCCUCUGGCCCGAGUUCCUCGCCAGCAACAUGAUGCUCCAGUACGUGCCCUGGGCCGCGGCCAUCGUCGAGUUCGUCGCGGGCAUCUUCGUGGUCUUCGGGCUGCUGACGCGUCUCGCGUCGCUCGCGCUCGCCGGCGUGAUGGCCAACGCCCUGCUGCUCACGACCAUCGGCCCCGCGGCCGUCUCGGGCGACGCCUUCUGGGGCUUCCUCCCCGACCCGCAGUUCCAGAAUCCGGACGCCUGGGUCGCGGCGUGGCAGACGAUGUUCUUCCAGCUCACGACGGGCGUGAUCGCCCUGGCGCUCGUCUUCACCGGCGCGGGGUGGCUCUCGUUCGACCAGCGGCGACGGCGACGACUCGUGACGGGCGCGCCGGAUGAGCCGAACCGGCGCACGCCCGGCGCGGAGUCGGAGAUCGCGCCGCGGAGCGCGUGGCUCGCCUCGUUCCUCGUCCACGCGCUCGUGGUGGUGCUCGCGUUCUUUAUCGUCUGGACCGUCUCGCCGGGUGACGAGAACGUCACCCCGGCGAUCGCCAGCUUCGACGACCCGGGCCUGGCGCCGAUUUCCGAGCUCGCGAGCGACGAGCCGGUCGAGUUCACCUCCGAGCCGCUCGAGCUCGAGCCGGAGCCCAUCGAGGUCGAGCCCGAAGUGACGCUCGCGGAGCUUUUGCGCGACCUGGACGACGCCCAACAGCAAGUCGUGGUGGAGCGGACGACGACGCCGAUCGAGCGCGAAUCGCUCAUGAACGAGCGCCGUUUUCCGGAGGUGCGCUUCGCGGGGACGGGCGCGUCCAACGCGGAGCGGAUUGUGUACGUCGUGGACGCGUCGGGCUCGCUGCGCUCGACGUGGCCCUUCCUGAUCGAGGAGCUGAAGCGCUCGAUCGGUCAGCUGGCGCCGACGCAGCAGUUCCAGGUGAUCUUUUUUCUCGACGACGCGGCCGGCACUGGGCGCGGGUACGUCCGCGCGAGCCACCCGACGGACGACGAGCGCUCCCACCGCCUGAUCCGCGCGACGCGCGAGAACGUGCGCUUCAUCGAGGACUGGUUCACCACGAUCGGCCCGCGGGGCAAGGGCGACCCGCUCGAGGCGAUCCGCAUCGCGUUCCAGUUCAAGCCGGACGCGGUCUUUUUCCUCGCACGCUUCACCGGCAUCGCGACGGACCCGGACAAGGGCGCGCUGCUCGCGGAGCUGAACGAGCUCAACCCGCGCGUCGGAUCGGAGGGGAAUCGCGCGGUGGUGAUCAACGGCAUCCAGUUCCUCGACGCGGACCCGAAGGGCGUGCUCGAGGCCGUCGGCGCCGAGCACGGGAGAGCUCAACGCGCGAAGGAGAUAGCACGCAUGCGCAUCCGCCCGAUCCUCUGGAUCGCCAUGAUCCUGUUCGCAGCGCCCGCGGGUGCGCAGACCGAUCCCUUCGAGCUCGACCCCUCGGAGUCCGUCGCGACGCAGGCCGAGCCCCGUCGCGCCCCGGCCGAGACCUCGCUCGCCGAGGCGUUCCUCAUCCAGCGCCACCCCGAAACGGGCGAGCUGGAGCUGUUCGGCUCGCUCAUCAUCUGGUUCCUGCUCGCGCUCAGCGCCGCGAGCCUGGGGCUGCUCGGCGCGAUGGCGAUGGGCGCCCGCGAGAAGCACAUCGCCCCCGCCGAGACCGUCCAGCGCGCCGGCUACCUGCUCAAAGAGGGGCGGUACGAGGAGCUGAUGGACACCCUCGAGGCCGACGGGACGUACUUCGCCAAGGUCCUCUUCGGCGCGCUCUCCGAGAGCGCCCACGGCCACACCGCGAUGAUCCGCGCGUGCGAGCAGGCCUCCGACGACCACACCAUCCGCCGCCUCCGACGCAUCGAGCCGCUCAACAUCAUCGGCAACGUCGCGCCGAUGAUCGGCCUCUUCGGCACCGUCUACGGCAUGAUCCUCGCCUUCGGCGAGAUCGUCGCCUCGGGGGGCACGCCGGACCCCGUCGGCCUCGCCGCCGGCAUCGGCACCGCGCUGACGACCACGUUCUGGGGCCUCGUCGUCGCGAUCCCCGCGCUCGCGGGGUACGCGUUCCUGCGCAACCGCGUCGAGAUGCUCACCGUCGAGGCGAGCCGCCAGGCCGAGGCGCUGGUGAACACGCUCCGCGACGCGCCGGAGGGCGAGGCGGCGGGCGCACGCCGCGAGAACCGCGGCAUCCCCCGUGGUGCGGCGAUCGAGAGCGCGCCGGCGCACGUCCGGGCGAACCUCACGCCCAUGAUCGACGUGGUCUUCCUGCUCGUGAUCUUCUUCAUGCUCGUGGCGCAGAUCAGCCGCACGCAGAUCGUGGAUCUCGACCCGCCCGAGAUCGAGCACGCCGCGUCGGCGCGCAUCGGUGAGGAGACGCGCCUCGUCGUGAACAUCACGCCGGGCGAGUCGCCCGAGGACGCCUACCGACUGGGCACGCUCACGUUCGACGCGACGGAGCGCGGCGCGAGCGAGCUGUCCACCGCGAUCGUCCAGGCGUACGCGCGGAACCCGGGCGUGCAGGUGCACGUCCGCGCGGACCGCACGGAGAGCUACCAACGCGUCCACCCCGCGCUCGAGGCGGUCCGGGCCGCGGGCAUCGGCACGGUUUCGCAGCAGAGCACCCCGCUCGGGCUCAACGUCUCGACGAUGAUCGACGUCGUCUUCCUGCUGCUCAUCUACUUCCUGCUCAUCACGGAGUUCUCGCCGCGCGAAGAGGCGUUCGCGAUGGCGGUCACCGAGCAGCAGGCGGCGCAGCAGGCGGACCCGUUCGACCUGCCGACGCGCCCCGUGCGCGUCCGCGUGCGGAGCUUCGGCGACGGCGCGGGCGAGUACGCGAUCACGACGGAUUCCCCGCUCAUCGGCGCGCUCACCAGCUACGAAUCGCUGUACGAAGAAGUACGCACGCGCCGCGGCGCCGCCUUCGCGCCGGACCAGAGCUUUAUCAUCGACGCCGCCCCGGGCUCCCGCUGGGAGCACGUGAUGGGCGUGUUCAACGCGCUGCAGCGGGCGGAGUUCGAGAAGGCGCAGGACGCUCCCGCGACCCGGGUCGAGGGGUUCGCGGACGCGGAGCGGCUGAUCGAUGGCAUCGAGACGGGUAUCCGCGAGCUGGAGCGCACGGGCGCGGACCUGGCGGUGCUCUUCGGCAUCCCGUCGGACGCCGAGCGGGCGCUCGUGAUCGAGCAAGGCGGGGAGCUGCUCGCGAGCGCGACCCGGGCGCGCGCGAUGAUCGCGGAGGCGGUGGAGCGCGCCGACCGCGCGGGCGUGGGCGAGAGCGAGCUGCGCGACGAGCUGAUCACCGCGAACGCCGGGCAGCUGCCCAUCCGCGUGGCUCGGGCGGCGCUGCUCGUCGCGGGCGCGACGCCGGACGCCGCCGAGCGUCGUGCGAUGAUCGAGCGGGCGACAUCGGCGCUCGCGGACGUGCGGGCGACCUCGCCCUGGAUCGACCUCGAGACGGCCACGCUCCGUGGCAUCGCCGCGCUGCUCGGGGGGGACACGCUCGCCGCGAUCCGGCGAUUCGACGGCGCCCGCGUAGCGUUGAGCGACCGCGACCCGUCAGACCCGCUCGCGCGCGAGUUUGCGCCGGCGGUGAUCCUCGGGCUCGUCCGAGCGACCCUCGAGGGGCGCGGCUGGUCCGCCGCCCAGACGGCGCAGAACGCCCUGACCGAUGCGCCGCCCUUCGAGACGCUCGGCCCGCCCGACCCGGCGCUGGCGGUGGUGCUCGCGGACGUUCGCUUCGCGAUCCAGGCGGCUCGUGCGGCGCAGGAGAAGACGCGCUCGGACCGGGGACGCAUCGUCCGCGACGCGUUCGCGCACCACGAGCGCCUCGCCGCGCAGCUCGCGGGGGGAUCGCUCACCGAGGCGGACGCGUGGCGGCUCGCGAGCGCGCAGGCGUCCGAGGCGGUCGAGGACUGGAUGGAGCGACCGCUCCUGCCGCCGAUCGCGAAGGCGGGUCUCGCGUUCGAUCUCAUGGAUUCAGAGAGCACACGCGACGAGGGCGUGGUGCUCGCGCGGGAGGCGUUGAGCGAGACCGAGCCGGGCUCCGCGCCGCACGGGCUGAUCGCCUGGGAACUCGCCCGGGCGCUCGCGAUGAUCGGCACGCCCGAGCGCCUGGCCGACGCGGCGCAGAUCGCGGGGGAUCUCGCGCGGCGAGACCCCUCGCGCACCGACGCGCUGGACCUCGCGUGCACCGCGGCGACGGCCUCACUCCGCAUGUCCCCGACCGCGGAGGAUCGCGAGCGAGCGAUCGACGCGCUCCGGAUCGCGCACGAUCGCAAUACCGGGCGCGACCUGGUCGCGUGGCGUCGCGCGCUCGGGCUCGCGCUCGCGGAGUCGGGCGACGAGGACGACCUGCGCGAGGCGAUCGGUGUCCUGGGCGAGCGCGGACCGGACGGGGAGCCGGACCCGAUCAGCGCGCUCGCCGCGGCCGAUAUCGGCGGGCGGCUCUACGAGCGGACGCGCUCGGCGGCCGACGCCUCGGCGUGGCUCGCGCUCGCGGAGGCAGCGGAGCGCACGGACGCCCCGGAGCAGCGCGCCACGGCUCUCCAGCAGAAGACCCUCGCGCUGCUCACCCUGGAGCGACACGAUCUGGCUCGAGACGCGGCGCGGGAGAUGUGGGACGCGGCCCGGGCGGUCGAUAGCGUCCAUUUGCAGGUGCUCUGCGCCGGGGCGCUGCUCGAAGCGAGCCCGGACGAUACGGCGGCGCUCGCCUCCGUCGUCGAAACGCUCGGCGCGGUCUCGCACACGCGGAUCACGGCGCCCGCGAUGUACGGCGUCGCGACGGCGCUCCGCGAUCGCGUCGACCCCGGGACGCUCUUCGUCGCGGGCACGGAAUCACCGCUCGGCGCGGAGGCGGACCUGCUCGAGACUCUUGCGGAGUGGGGGGAGCGCUCGGGCGAGCGCGGCAUGGUGGAGAUCGCGCGCACGGGACUCGUCACCGCCCGCCUGCUCUCGGGCGAGCACAAGGCGGCGCUCGAGGCGGCGCUGCGGAUCAAGGUCGACUACAGCCCCUCGCCCAACCGGCUGCGACUGGAGGCCGAGUCGCGGAUCGCUCUGGGCGACGACGCCGGCGCGUUCCAGAUGCUGCGCGUCCUCGCGGGCUCGACCGGAACGGAGGCCGCCACCGACGAGCACCACUGGUACGCCUGGGCCCGCAUGCUCGAGAUCCUUGAGAGGCAGAACGCGGACGGCCAGCGCACCGCCGUCAUCACGCGCGAGAUCACGCGUCUCCGCGCCACCGAGGGGUACGAGACGUGCGCGGAGUGCGUCCAGCGCAUCGAGGUAUUCGCUCAGGCGGUCGACCACGGCACGCUGGAUCGCGUGCGCCGUCUCGUCGUACACCUUCUGCGAGUGCCCGAUGGGGUCGGGCACGGGCCGGCCCUCGGGGUCGAGCAGGUCGGUGCGGUCGGCGGCGGUGGGGUCGAUGGCGCGGACCGCGGCGACGUGCGAGGGGGUGAGCCCGUAAAUGGCGUCCGCUUCCGCGAUGAUUUCUUUGGUGAGCGAGCGGGAGCGGUGCUCGUGCAUCGGCAUGCCCAGCGCGGUCACCGAGGUGACGGCCUCGGGGGUCACGGGGAGGCCCUCGAUGGCGGCGGAGCCGGCCGAGGCGAAGGCGAAUUCGAGGGAAUCGAACGGGUGCUUGGAGGCGACGUGGCGCGCGAUCGCCUCGGCCAUGGGGGACCGGCAGGUGUUGCCGCUGCAGACAAAAAGGAUGCUUCUCAUGGACCACCACGCGUGGAGUUUUUCCGGUACGAAAUCUUUCUCAAGGCCGUGGGCGAGCACGGGACUGUCGCGCGCACCGAGGAGAAGGACGACGAGAUCACCCUCGUCCGCUUCGAUAUCGAGUCCGAGGACGAGGACGCCGAAGCCUGGGCCAUCGAGCUGGGCGGCGCCGACGGCGAGCGAGCCAUCGGCUACAAGGUCUCGCCCGAGGACCUCGCCCAGCGCAUCGAGGACGUGCUCCACGCGAGCGGCGUCGCGGAGGCGGCGGUCAUCCCCGUCGGCCCGUGGCGGUUCGUGCUCGACCUCGCCGCGUUCGAGCUGGCGGCGGACGAGCUGUGGCAGGACAUCGACGCCGAGGCGGCGCUGCACAUGAACGGCCACGACCCGCUCGCGCUGCUGCCGGACCGCUUCCACAUCGUGCAGACGAUGGUGCGGGCGAUCAACGAGCACGGCGACAAGCCCGAAGAGUGCCUCACGGUCGUCGCCUCGGACGCGCCGCUCAUCAUCGAGGCGCGCAACGACGGCACCGCGACGGUCCGCGUGCUCCACGAGGCCGUGGCGCGCGAGAUCGUCAAGAAGCUGCACUGA
Messenger RNA from Symbiodinium necroappetens, 6531 nucleotides. The record is from the annotation of a GenBank genome assembly. NCBI's taxonomy places the organism in Eukaryota, Dinophyceae, Suessiales, Symbiodiniaceae.